AUGGCAUCUAAAUUUCCGCGUGCAGACCACUUAACCAAUGAGGAAGUGGAAUACGAGUUGAUUAUUCGUGGUAGAGCUGAUGAAGUAAACGCGGAUGCGGAUGCGAAAAACCGGUUAUUGCGUAAACUAUUUUCGGACGACUUGAGGGAAAAUCGGGAGUAUCAAUCACGGUUCACCAUUGAUCAAGAAUACGAUCGGGUGUCUAGCAUUGUCAAUGAUUUGAGAGGAAAGUUAGAGAGGGGUAAAGAUACGGACCGGUGUAUCUCGCGCCUCAAGCACUAUGCACUGAGGGUAGCGCGGAGUUUGGCGGACGAUCGCGACUCUGAAAAAAUGCGUAGGGAACUUGGGAGUGAAAUACGGGAAGUGUUGAACAAAUAUAGUGUUAGAAAAGAUGAGGACCGCUCAGGGAAAGUUGACGACAACCACAAGAAAGUAGAGGAGCAGAAAAAUGACGAAGAAAAAGCGCAAAACGGAGCAUCUGCUCAAGACCAAGCAGAAUCUCAAGGCCAACAGGAAAGACCGACCGGGACAAUUCCCAAGAAUUCGCCGCAGAACCAAAAGGAAAAGACUACGAAUUUUGAACUGCAACUUUUGAGGCAUAGGCUAAAAAUGUUAGAACAACAGCUAGUUGAAGCAAGGUCUUCAGCGCGAGCGACAGAAAAUAACAAUGAUAGACGUCGGGGUCGUCAGCGAAGUUGUACCUCUACGGAAUCUGAAGAUUCAGACAAUGAUAGUUCCUGGGUCGAAGGGGAAAAUAGAUUGGGGCACCAUUCCAGAAGAACCGGAGAAAGGCAGUCACAUCAGAGAAAAGGUACAGAAAGACAGUUUGAGCGCGAGGAGAACCGACCGUCAAACCGACGCAGCAUGGACCGACGAAGUGAUAACCAAGAUCGCCAAAAUGGCUAUCAAAGGGACAGACAAGGACAGAGAACAACCCUUGGGAACGAUCGGGAAGAUCGGGAUGAGUCAGAUGAGUGCGGAAUACAUAACGAGCGGCUGAGUGGUAACCGAAAUAAUAGGAGAAAUGAGCAAAACCACAGAGCCAGAAGAACGGAUAACGAUUCCGAUUACAGUAGAACAGGGCAACAUAGACAACGAGAGAUCGAGGAUCGAGAAAUCCAGAAUGCGGAUAGAAGAAUGGAAAAGUGGCAUCUAACGUUCAAUGGAGACUCGCGCCAUAGAUCGUUGGAAGAUUUUCUCCAAAAAAUUCAACACUUGGCAAGAAUGGAUCGGAUUCGUGAGGACACGCUGUUACAAAGGGUACACACGAUACUGCGUGGAGAAGCCUAUGACUAG
Messenger RNA from Wyeomyia smithii (pitcher-plant mosquito), 1296 nucleotides. Its product is annotated as trichohyalin-like. The coding region runs from base 1 to 1296 and encodes 431 amino acids. Lineage: Eukaryota; Metazoa; Arthropoda; Insecta; Diptera; Culicidae. The record is from RefSeq and is a predicted model, not a curated record. The transcript has a single exon.